Messenger RNA from Peromyscus californicus insignis, 1135 nucleotides. It is a transcript of the gene Gemin7, whose product is annotated as gem nuclear organelle associated protein 7. The record is from RefSeq and is a predicted model, not a curated record. The transcript has 2 exons. Lineage: Eukaryota; Metazoa; Chordata; Mammalia; Rodentia; Cricetidae. Bases 124 to 522 code for a protein of 132 amino acids. Gene Ontology annotation, biological process: spliceosomal snRNP assembly. Gene Ontology annotation, cellular component: SMN-Sm protein complex. Gene Ontology annotation, molecular function: RNA binding.
CCGGACCCGUGUGGCGACUGCGCUGGCGGAACCCAGGCGCUGCGGGCUGGGUGCCUGCCGGGACCUGUGCGGCAGCGGCGCGGGCGGAAGUGGGGCCCCUGCAGCGACGACCUGGCCUGGGCCAUGCAGACCCCGCUGACCAUUCCUGUGCCUGUACCAGUCCUCCGCCUCCCUCGGGGCCCCGACGGCUUCAGCCGAGGCUUUGCCCCUGAUGCACGCAGGACCCUCCUGAGGCCAAAAGUCCCAGAAGCUGAAGAAGAUCAUAGUCAAGACCCCCCAGAGUUGCGGGAACAGCGGGCCCGAGCCACUCUCCGAGAGCGCUACCUCCGAAGCCUCCUAGCCAUGGUGGGGCACCCUGUGAGCUUCACGCUGCAUGAAGGUGUGCAUGUGACUGCCCAGUUUGGAGCCACAGACCUGGACGUAGCCAACUUCUACGUGUCCCAGCUGCAGACGCCCAUAGGCGUGCAGGCCGAAGCGCUGCUUCGAUGUAGUGACAUCAUCUCCUAUUCUUUCAAGCCGUAAGACUGGUGUCUCCCCCGUAGGUACUGCCAUAGUAGCCCAGGCCUCCAGCUGUCCCUGGGCCGCAGAGCUCUCCACACCUUCUUAGACUUCCGAAUCAAGCUCCAAGGAACUCUGGCUUUGAACUCGGGGAAACUCCAAACCCGAGACCACCCAGUGCUGUGUGCUUCCCAGCUCUCAAGAGGCUGGCUGGGAAGAUGGUAAAUUCAAGACCAGCCCAUACGACAGUGGGAGAUGACAACAGACAUUCUAGAUCUCAUUUAUUAAAAGGAAUGUUCUACCUCAUAAAACUGAACUUCACAGAAAUAGGGCCCCCAGGCUAGUCCCUGAAGGCUGGGGUGUGGAGGGGGGUUCCAAGACAAACAGCUGAGGUGGGCACUGAAGCGCUUGCAAAGUUGAGCCUCCUGCCCAAGAAACAAUCGUCCAAGGAAAUCAGGCUCUUGUUUCUUUUCUUUUCUUUCUUUCUUUUUUUUUUUUUUUUGGUUUUUUGAGACAGGGUUUCUCUGUGUAGUCCUGACUGUCCUGGAACUCGCUCUGUAGAUCAGGCUGGCCUCGAACUCAGAGAUCCGCCUGCCUCUGCCUCCUGAGUGUUGGGAUUAAAGGCGUGUGCCGCCAC